Molecule: messenger RNA, 1377 nt
Organism: Sardina pilchardus (European sardine)
Lineage: Eukaryota; Metazoa; Chordata; Actinopteri; Clupeiformes; Clupeidae
Gene: slc46a3
Product: solute carrier family 46 member 3
Exons: 4
Coding region: 1-1377 (458 amino acids)
Biological process (GO): vacuolar transmembrane transport
Cellular component (GO): lysosomal membrane
Molecular function (GO): transmembrane transporter activity
Source: RefSeq, a predicted model, not a curated record
AUGCGCCGUUUUUACCUGAUCGAGCCGGUGGUCAGCGUGUAUUCCUUUGGCAUGUUCAUGACCUACCCACUGGUCCAGCAGUACGUGUACCGGCGCCAGUGGGAGAGGAUCGUAGGCUCUCCCUACCCGACUGACCUCAACAACACCUCACGCUGCGGGGGAGCCAACCUGGGCAACCAGAGCAAUCAGCAUGGGGCCCAGCUCCAGGAAGUGCAGAGGGAGACGUCCCUGUUCCUCCUCCACAGCGAGCUGUGCUUCCUCUUCCCCAGCCUGCUCAUGUCCCUGCUGCUGCUGGCCUACAGCGACUUCCACGGCCGCAAGGUGGCCAUCGUGCCGCCCCUGCUGGGCGACAUCCUGUUCACGCUGGCCUACGCCGCGGUCAGCCGCUACUCGCUGGACCUGGGCUACCUGCUGGGCGCGGCGUUCGUGCGGGGGCUCUCGGGGGGGCCCUCGCCGCUCUUCGGCGCCUGCUUCGCCUACGUGGCGGACCGCUGCGGCGCUGUGGCCGACGAGAGCGGGGGGAAGCCCGGGAGGCGGACGGCGCGCAUGGCCCUGCUGGAGACGCUGCUGGGCGUCCAGUCGGGCCUGGCGUCCGUCGCCACGGGCUUCUACAUCCGCCUGGCCGGCUUCACCUGGCCCUUCCUGACCGCGGCCGCGCUCCACGUCCUCGUGCUGGCCUUCGUGCUCUUGGUCCUGCGGGAGUCUCUGGUCCCCGUGCCGCCGGCGCCCUUCACCUCCUCCGAGGCGCGCGCCUCGCGGCUGGCCACGGUGGCGUCGCGGCUGCGCGGCGUCUGGCGGCUCUUCUCCUCGGCCGGCCCGGUCGUGGCCCGGCGGCGGCGCGGUCCGCUCCUGGCGCUGGUGCUGGCCGCGCUGGGCUUCUACAACGUGGCGACGCUGGGCGGCAUGUCGCUCUUCCUGCUGUACGAGCUGAACGCGCCGCUCUGCUGGGACGAGGUGAUGGUGGGCUACGGCGCCGCGCUCUCCUCCGCCAUGUACCUGGGCAGCUUCGCCGGCGUCCGGCUGCUGUCCGGCCGCCUCGGCGACGUGCGCGUGGCGCUCCUGGGGCUCGGCUCGCUGGCCCUCGGCUUCCUCAUGGCCGCCUUUGCCAAGACCACCCUGCUCAUGUAUCUGGUGAGGGUCCCACUGCUCCUGUCAGUCAUGCCUUCACCACUGAUUCGCUCCAUGAUGUCUAAGAUGGUCACCAACUCUGAACAAGGGGCUGUGUUUGCGUGUGUGGCCUUCAUGGAGAUGGUCAGUGUUGGCGUGUCCUUCCCCACGUUCAGCAGCCUGUACGUGGCCACCGUCUCCUGGUUCCCCGGCUUCAGCUUCCUCCUGGCGGCACUCAUCACUCUGAUCCCUGUCACCUUCAUCUGGUGA